Molecule: messenger RNA, 654 nt
Organism: Cydia fagiglandana
Lineage: Eukaryota; Metazoa; Arthropoda; Insecta; Lepidoptera; Tortricidae
Product: cuticle protein 7-like
Exons: 4
Coding region: 106-615 (169 amino acids)
Cellular component (GO): extracellular matrix
Source: RefSeq, a predicted model, not a curated record
CGACCUGAAAAUAAUUCAAGUUUUGAUUUUAAAGUAUAAAAAGUACAGCCAAGCACAUAUUGAUAUCAUUCAUUUGCUGAGGUCACAAGACUUAACACAAGCAACAUGUUCAACAAAAUCGUCAUCUUCGCGGCGGCGUUAGCGGCCGUGUGUGCCCAACAGCACGGACACGGUCAAGACCACCACGGCCACGCCGUGUCCUCCCAGUCCUUCGUGAUCCACCAAGUGCACCAACAGCAUAAGGACAACCAUGCUCCCCAUCACCAGCAAGUCGUGGCUGCCCCGGUGUACCAAUCUGCUCCAGUCCACUACGCUAUCCCAGUCCACCAUGCCGCUCCUGCUCACCACGAACAUCAAAAAGAGGAACACCAUGAUUACUAUGCGCACCCCAAAUACGAGUUCUCGUACAAGGUGGAGGACCCCCACACCGGUGACCGCAAGUCCCAGCACGAGUUCCGAGACGGCGACGUCGUGAAGGGCGUCUACAGCCUGCACGAGGCCGAUGGUUCCGUCCGCACUGUUGAAUACAACUCUGACAAGCACAGCGGUUUCAACGCGUACGUGAAACACUCGGAACCCAUCAAGCAUGUCCAGCCCCACCAUCAUCACCAUUAAUCAAAUGACUGUGUGUUGUGGCGAUUGUUAUGUUGUUGA